Molecule: messenger RNA, 3241 nt
Organism: Durio zibethinus
Lineage: Eukaryota; Viridiplantae; Streptophyta; Magnoliopsida; Malvales; Malvaceae
Source: RefSeq, a predicted model, not a curated record
CUUUUCUAUCUCGUCUCUCUCUCCCUCUCUCUCAACAGCCGAUUAGCCGGCCUUUCUUAAAUUAAUUCAAUUUCCAUUCUUCUUCUGCUCCUUAUAAUUCAAUCUCAAAUCUCACUUUGGGAUUGAAAUUUUCCUUUUUUUUUUUUUUAAGGAAUUUAAUCAAUUGGAUACUAAUUAAAUCACCUGAUCUUGAGGUGGAAAUAAUAAAGUUAUUUCCUUGUUAAAUUUUUAUGAGGUGGGUUUGAUCUCGAUUUGCAGUUUGGUUUGGAGGAAAAUUGAUAGAGAUUCAAUUUUUCUUUAUUGGGUUAUCUUUAUUUUUGGAUUUAAAAUUCUGGGUUUGAUUUGAAAUGGUCUAUUUCCAUAGCUCAAUCUCAGUCUGCAACUCGGUUGACCAGGCUUCUUCAGCUACAAACAUGGCAAAUUCUGUGAAUUCAAAUGAUUUUGUGAUGAACUUCAAAUCACCAUCAUCAUCAUCAUCAUCAAGGAACAACUUUUACAAGAAACAAAAGGUAUUCAAUUCACCAAGUUGCUUAAAAAUUCCAUCUUGUGAAAGAUCAAGAUCUGCUGCAAUUGAUGUUCUCAUCUUAAUUGCUGUAAUUGCUGCUUGUGGAUUCUUGUUGUUCCCAACUAUAAAGUGUAUAUCUUUGAAAUUGAUUGAAUUCACUGGAGCUGCCAUUUAUUUGGUUAAAGAGGAAAUUAUGACAGCUCCAAUGAUAUAUGGAUCUAUAGCACUUGGUUUUUUUGGUGCUGCAAUAGCUGCUUGGAUUUUGCUUCUGUGUGCAACUAGGAAAUGCGGGAAUCCUAACUGUAAAGGGCUUAGGAAGGCAGCUGAGUUUGAUAUUCAGUUGGAAACUGAGGAGUGUGUCAAGAACUCCAGCACUUUGGUUAAAUAUGGUGUUAAAAAAGGACUUUUUGAAUUGCCACGGGAUCAUCAUAAGGAAUUGGAGGCUGAGCUAAAGAAGAUGGCGCCAGUCAACGGAAGAGCAGUGCUUGUGUUUCGAGCUAGGUGUGGAUGUUCUGUUGGCAGAAUGGAGGUUCCAGGACCCAAGAAGCAAAGAAAGAUCAAGAAAUAGGAUUUUGGGAUAUGAUAGAGAGAGGAAUUACAGCAAUACAGAAAGUAGUCAUAAUGCACAGAGGUGUGCCUUCUCUGGUUAGUUUAAUCAGAAGCUAUGUUGUCUUUAAUUAAGCUCUCAUGACAAUAAGUUGUAAGGAUUAUAUACAGUUGGUUAUAGUGGAGAAUAUAAGAAUCCUUACUUUCAUUUAUUUAAUCACUAUUUUAUGGUAAUUUACGUCUUAAAAGCUGACGUGUUGAGUUCUUAGUGUUGUGAUUUCUUUUAUGUAGUUAUAGUUUCUAGAAUUUCCUUUUAAUCGAAUAGGGUGAUGAUUGAAGUUUGAAACUUUUUAGGUACUAGAUUAUUAUGCCUUUUGUUUAAUAAUUUGAUUAGUGGUGGUGUUAAAAUAUGAGAAGAAGGUUGUUAAAUAUUUUCUUUUGCGAUGUUGAUUAUUAUGCUUAAGGUAAAUAUUCAACUAAACUUACGUUAGAGUGCUUGAUUCUGCAAAAUACUAAGUAGUAACUUUUUUUGCGUACCACAUAGUCCAUGGUGUUGCAUGUUUUUCCUUAUGGAAGUCUGUGCUUCAAAUUAAUUGAGACCACAGGAGUGAGGUAUACUUUAUGGCUUAACUACAGGGUCUUUUGAAUCUCUCUUCAUCUGUUUUACUGACAACAUAUCUGUUUAUUCUGUUGAUGCCAAUAAUAGAAACAAGAUUCUUCAUCUGUUGUCCUAUGUAUGAUCAAUCCUCAAAUGCUUGCAACAUUUCCAAUUUCUAUUUGAUAGAUCUGAACUCUUUCCGGUAAUUCUGGCAAGAAUUGAGGAGUCUUAGGUUGUACUCUUUUGUUUAUCCUUGCUAAAACUUCAUGCUAUGUUACUUAUCUUUGGUAGGAAGUAUAAGACUUUGCCUACAUUUUGAGCUUCAUGGUAGUAUUUCACAAAUAAUAAUAACUUGGUCUAGUGAUUGAGAGAAUUAUAGCUCAUAAGUUUCCUGAACCAGAUAUUUCCUGAAGGUUAAAUGUCUCUUGUGAUAUCUCAUCUGGUAUUAUCUGCUAAAUCUUAAUGUUCACUUGUUGUGUAAGUUGGUAGAAUAUAUUCUUUUCUACUUGAUUAAUGUUUGAAUAUCUCAUCAUAUCAGUGCAGCAAUUGCACUCUUAAUAUCUUGCUCUUCUCUUAUUAUCGCAUCUAAAUCCAUCUUCGAUGAUUUUCAGUGAGUUACAUCUCUUAUGAUGGAUCUCCAUGUAAAAAAACCGAUUCUUAUAUUGCUUAUAUUUUCCUUUUUACUGUCACUUAAGAUUUUUCUAUUAUACUAAAAGCGCCUUUCCUUGUGUUGGAAUUUACUCCAUUAAAGUGAGAAAGGGCAAGAUGAACAGCAUGAUGAUAUAUUGUAAAGGUAGUUUCAGUUGCUUCCUUUCAUUUCUUCCCUUUUAUGGAUCAUCGCAAUUUAUUACUCUGUUUAUAGUCCAGCUGGUUCUUAUCAGUUUAAGCUGUGAGCUAUGAGUCUGGAACCAAAAUUCAAAGCACUUCUCAAUUGAACAAUGGUUAUUGUUGGCCAAUGAAGUGGACAGAGUCAGAGUAAAUCCUUGAAUCUUUAAGGCUGAUAGUACAAGAAUAAAGAAUGAUGGUGAUGGAACACUUCAGACAAGCCCGAACCCAAGCUCUUUCCAAUCUCGCAUUUCCCUGUCAAAGUCAAAGGUUUUGGCUUUAGAAUUUGGCAAAUGGAUGAAAUCCCAGGCUUAAAGUUGCUUUUCUUGAAGUUGUUGUUAUUAGCACCUGACCUAAAGAUUGGAACCAAAACUAGGAUCUAGUUUUCUCCUUUCAGUUGGAGAAUCAAAUGUUUUGUUAGUGAUGGCUUUUCAUAAAUUUAAGAUCAGCAGUCAUGGAACAAAAAUGGACUCAGUUCCAAAUUCAAUCAUAGAGCAUAAAUUCCAAGUUUUUAGAGGAUCAAACAUAUACAUGACAUUGCUGGGAUGAGCAGUACUUGCAUGAUUCGAUCAGUACACUUAAUCAUCAUCAUCAUCAGAUCAUAUUUAAAAUUUUUAUCGUAGUAUCAGAUCAUCGCAUGACCUAGAGGUUUAAGCCUAAAUAAUGCGUCAAAAAAGCACACUAAUAAAUAAAUAAAUAAUUAAAUUUCCUUUCAUCUAUUUACACUAUAGUCCCCUUUCUUCAAGGGCAAAGAAUGAAAAAAAAAA